Crotalus tigris (Tiger rattlesnake) is the source of this 1873-nucleotide messenger RNA. RefSeq names its product doublecortin domain containing 2B (gene DCDC2B). The record is from RefSeq and is a predicted model, not a curated record. Gene Ontology annotation, biological process: intracellular signal transduction. NCBI's taxonomy places the organism in Eukaryota, Metazoa, Chordata, Lepidosauria, Squamata, Viperidae. Gene Ontology annotation, cellular component: microtubule organizing center; microtubule. The transcript is spliced from 11 exons. The coding region runs from base 552 to 1688 and encodes 378 amino acids.
GGGAUGUGAAAAGUCCACUGACAGCGGAAAAUGCUCCAAUCUGGGUUGAGGGGUUUAUUACAUUUUUUGCCAAAGAAGUUUCCCUUGAUUGGGGCAACCCUGGUUUAAGCCCCAGCAUGUGCACUGGAUUGAGCUGAGGCAGAAGAGUAGAGAGGAGCAUGUGACUGUCUUCGUAGUCCCAUCUUUAUUACGGCAUAACCUCUGAUCUCGUGGUUAGAGGAGCUGGCAUCUCUGCCUCCAGGACUCUGAAAGAAAUGCGAGUUGUGCGCCUGUUGAUGGGUGUCCUGCUCUCAUUCUAGAAAGAGGCUGUGCAUACCUCCACAAAAUAGGUGUUUCUGCCACAGACACACCCGAGUCUUUCACCAAACGGAGGGCACUCCCUCUCUCUUUCCUUGUUGAACUGGUACCAUGGAAACGGCAUAGUUCUCCUCUUAGCAGGCAGCCUGACACGCUCAGAAGAGUGGUGCUUUUCGGCUGCAGAAGCCCCCCAGGUGCCCCUCUGCCAGGGGGCUUUCUCAGAUAAGCAGCCUGGGGUCUGCAGCCCAGGAGAGAUGGUCUCGGCGACUGUGGCAGUGGCACCCCUUGCCAAGAAUGUGGUGGUCUUUCGCAACGGGGACCCCUUUUUCCUCGGCCGGAAAUUUGUGGUGAACCAGCGCCGGUUCCUGACCUUCGACGCCUUUUUGAAUGAAGUGACCAGCACCAUCCAAGCCCCCGUGGCCGUUAGGAGCAUCUACACGCCCCGAGGGGGUCAUCGCGUCACGGAGCUGAGUGAACUGCAGAACGGCUGCCGAUACGUGGCUGCAGGUUUUGAGCGGUUCAAAAGGCUUGAUUAUCCAAAUGCUGGGAUGAAGCAGCUGAACAAGCACCAGAAAAAAAAUGGAGCCCAGAAUUAUCCAGGUAUGCCUCAGAAGGUGAUGGUUACGGCAGGAUGGAAGCGGCAGACGAACCUUCCUUGUGUUAUCCAUGUUUUCCGCAACGGAGACUUGCUGAGCCCCCCCUUCCGAAUGGUGCUGGCCAGGGGCGCCCUGCAGGAAUGGGGCACCGUCCUUGGCCGCUUGUCAGAAAAGGCCAACCUGCGCUCGGGAGCGGUGAAAAAGCUCUGCAAGCUGAACGGUGACCUCAUCUCCCAGGGCGAGGAGCUGGUGAACGGCGAAUAUUAUGUGGCUGUGGGGCCGGAGAAGUACAAAGAUUUGCCUUACUUCGAACUACUGGUGCCUCCCAAAAUCCCUCUCCGUCCCUUUUGGAACUUCUCUACUAACAGAAGAAGGAACUACAAUCGGGGGGUGGCCUCUGAAGACAGAGCCAGCGACUCGGCACUCCUUGAGCCAGUGCAACAGAUGAAACUUUGGCGGGUCCAUUCCACAGGGAUUGUGCCUGCAGGAGACCCUCCCCGUCCCUCCGAGUCCAAGCCAGCCAAGAAAUACCCUCACCAAGACAAAGUGACAUCCGUCUUCCACGCCAAGCCAGGCCAGGUUGGACAAGAGCGCCAGGUCCCUGGCAACUAUUUCACCCGAGAUGAAAGCGUUUAUAAAAGGAGAGGGGCAAGGCAGGAGAUGGUGGAUGCGCAGGAAAUAGGAGAAGACGAAGACACGCAGGUUGAAUUGCCGGUGGACCAGAAAACUGCAGAGAUUGUGGAAGAGGAAGUUAUAUCAAAGACCAAAGGAGGGCCAUCCAAGAAGUGCUUAUAAGUGAGACAGAAGCUUACUUUGCAGCCAACAAGAAGCUCUCCUGGAUCGGAGAAAUGACUCAAAUGAAACAAGCCCAGCAAGGUUUGCCGGAGGGAACGUUUUGAACCAAGCGUAUGGUAGUUUUGUGCAAUUUUUGUCUACAGAAUUUGUUCUUGCAAUAAAUGUAGAAUCUCUCUGAUUUGAAA